UUUUCUAUUCCUGUCCAAGUUUCUCGCAUGGCUCCCGAUUCAACAUCUAUCGCUACCAACAUCGACAUCACCAACUUUAAAAACUCCUCUGGUUAUGGCCAUCUGUCUGAUAAGAUUUCUUUCACCUUGCGCGCAACUUCCCUUCUUGUUAGUAUGACAACCUGCUCAAAAUGUUCGGCCUGUAACGAACCGGCCUAUGACGAGCAAAUCGCGGUCGGUUGGUCUCCACUUUGUGACGCUGAAACCGUCACUCAUUGUCCUCAUUGCCGUGCUCGUAUGCUUUUGCCUCGACUGACGAUACGUGUCUUCGCGGAAACCGUUGGAAUGUCGUCGCAACAACAGGCACGAUGCGUUGUACCUCCUUCAUACCCGGCUUCUUGCGGUCAAAGUUACUCUCGGGUUCAGUCGCCUAAUCGGACAACAAGUAGAAAGAUGGCAGUACGGCCGAGCCUUGCUUUUCCAAAAGGUGGCCUGCAGUUUCUAACUCCUCUAGGUCUUGUCAACAUCUCCAGCGGGAGUCGGACCAUUACAGUGCAGUGUAAUUUCGAUACCUUAGCCACUACGCCACAUUGCCGCGAGGGCCCUUGA
This is a messenger RNA of Protopolystoma xenopodis, 588 nucleotides long. The record is from the annotation of a GenBank genome assembly. Lineage: Eukaryota; Metazoa; Platyhelminthes; Monogenea; Polystomatidea; Polystomatidae.